AUGUCCAAAAUUCUCCAAUCUUUUACUGUACCAUGGACAAACAAAGACAAAAGGGAGUACGCUUGGCUUCCAGGAGACGGAAAUACCGAGCCUCAUGUUGAAGAUGAAAUUCAAGUCUCAGCAAGAGGCAAAUUUCAUGUUUUUAGGCAAGCCGUGUUAUGCGCAGGUCGUCUGUUGAUAGUGUCAUUGGCGGCCUUUGGUCUUUACUCUCUCCUCACAUCAGACUCCCCAUCCAACUCUCAAAUGCAGCCCAUGUCUUGCAACUGUGGUGAAACAAUCGCAGAAGCCCGCGCGAAUGGCUGCGUGUACGAUUCACUUGCCGCCGCCUGGCUUCCACCACACUGUCGGUCUCCUGAGUUAACGGCCGAGUUCGAGUCUCUGGGCCCAAACGAACCCGACACAACAGGCAACACCUGGGGUUACUGGCAUGACAAGAACCAGACGUAUCCCAUGACACUGGAGGAAGUGAGCCAACUACCAGAGGCGGCCCGCCAUGGUCAAUAUGCUCGAUUCUUUACCACGCACCAAUGGCAUCUCGUGCAUUGCGUGUUCUACUGGCGCAAGAUGUGGGAGGCAGCGCGCUGUUCUCGGGGAGUCGCGGGCGCAUCUUGCGGCAAGGACGGCAUGCUUGUCAUUGAGAAACGCUACGACACUCUCAUGCACAUCAAUCAUUGCAUGACCAUGUUCUUGAUGAGGGAUCCUCUCGAUCACAUUGCCGCCGAAGCUGGUGUCGCGCUUCACUCCGACGAGCUUCACAUCGCGAAGCCUCAUAAACACCAAGAUCAGAGUAUCACGGCCGAGAAGACGGGCGCGAAGCACAAAAGCGCGAGCUCGAGUACAUCCAAAGACCCUUACGGCGAGACAAAAGAGAGCCAUAAGCAUGGAAAGAGCGAUCCAUACGAUGACUAG
Messenger RNA from Colletotrichum paranaense, 909 nucleotides. RefSeq lists its product as uncharacterized. The transcript has 2 exons. Lineage: Eukaryota; Fungi; Ascomycota; Sordariomycetes; Glomerellales; Glomerellaceae. The record is from RefSeq and is a predicted model, not a curated record. Bases 1 to 909 code for a protein of 302 amino acids.